Molecule: messenger RNA, 819 nt
Organism: Vombatus ursinus (common wombat)
Lineage: Eukaryota; Metazoa; Chordata; Mammalia; Diprotodontia; Vombatidae
Product: SUN domain-containing protein 2-like
Exons: 4
Coding region: 196-795 (199 amino acids)
Biological process (GO): nuclear envelope organization
Cellular component (GO): meiotic nuclear membrane microtubule tethering complex; nuclear envelope
Molecular function (GO): protein-membrane adaptor activity
Source: RefSeq, a predicted model, not a curated record
UUACAGACCUCAAAGCAGUGGAGAAAUGCCAGUCACUUGGUUCACCAUCUCUUCCCUGGCACCAAGCUGGCACGUGCUGUUCCCAGAACUCAGAGUGACUCUAGACACCCCAGGCCCCCUGUCCAGGUCCUCUUGCUUCCUCAUUUCUGCUGUUGCUCUGGUGUUUGCUGAAUUCUUUCCUCUGUUGGCUUCUAGAUGGAGUCUCAGGUCCCAGCCUGGAUGCAGAAAUACCAUCUCGGAGACCAGGGCACUCAGGCUGGGCUUGUACAGCUCGUGCAGGCCCAGCUUCACGACCUGGAGCAAACACUGCUGAACCAUGUGGCAGAGGAGCAGGACAAGUCUGUCAACAAAAUUGCUACUGACUUGAGGCUGACCCUUCUAAAGGAAGCAGUGGCCACUGGGGUGACCAAGGAGGAAGUGCAUGAGAUGGUGCAGCAGGCCCUGAAACUGUAUAGUGAAGAUCGAAUCGGGCAGGUGGAUUACGCCCUGGAGUCCUCAGGGGCCAGCAUCCUCAGUAGCCGCAGCUCAGAAACCUAUGGCACCAGGAUGGCCAUUGUCAGUCUGUUUGGCAUCACCUUGUGGUACCGUAUCCAGAACCAAAGAGCCAUCCUCCAGCCAAAUGUCUACCCUGGCAACUGCUGGGCAUUCCGGGGCCCCCAGGGCUUUGUUGGGGUUCGCUUGUCUGCCCUCAUCCACCUUACCGCUGUCACUCUGGAGCACGUGCCCAAAGCCCUGUCCCCAGACAGCGACAUCACCAGUGCCCCCAAGGACUUUGUCAUCUUGGUGAGUACCUGAGCCUGGCAGCUCUCCUUUCUCGAA